Messenger RNA from Paramuricea clavata, 4678 nucleotides. NCBI's taxonomy places the organism in Eukaryota, Metazoa, Cnidaria, Anthozoa, Malacalcyonacea, Plexauridae. The record is from the annotation of a GenBank genome assembly.
CACUUUACGCUGACCACAAUGGAAAAACGUUCAAUCGCCUUACUCCUCAGCUUAACCCUUGGUCUCGUAUUUAACUUCACGUCGGCUGCUCAAGUUUCGCACUGCAUCUAUGGAACUACAGUAAAAGAUCUGCUCAAGUUAGCCGGGAUUAGGGGAGCAGACUUGCUGUCCUAUGUUGCAAAACUGAAAGCCCACAACAUAGAUCAAUCUGUGCUUACCAGUCUUACAUUACAACAACUUCAUGACAUCGGUAUUAUAGCGCUAGGAGAUCGUAUCAAGAUUCACAAUUUCUUCUCAAAGGACCCCAACGAUUGUUCUAAUUCAAGCUGCAAAAACAACGGUAUUUGUCGGGAUGGUUUUCGUUGCUUUUCGUGCAUUUGCGACCCUAAGAACGGAUAUUACGGCCCGGGUUGUGAGCUCAAGUGUCCUUGCCAUAACGGUGGUAUUUGUAAGACAGUACCAACUGGCUUCAAAUGUGUCUGUCCGCCAGGAUACUCGGGUGAUUUAUGUAAAACCAAGUAUUUAACUGAAGAGAGAGUGGUGAAACUCGAGGAAACAUUAAAACAGGUAAAUAUGAAUGUUUUACCACUCUGAAGCGGAUGGAAAGCCUCAACAGGUUAAUCCUGCGCAUAGUAAGAAUUUUCCAGUUCCGGGUGAAUAAGUUCUUAAGUAUUUGAUCAAAAUAUUAAGUUGUAUUUCAUGACUCUAAUGUCUGCACUCAAUCCGGUACAAGUAUACAUUUUCACUUACAUAACUAUUAUUAGAACCUUUUCCAAAUUUCAGGGUGAAUUGGUUCUGUCAAAAAUGGGUGUCUAUUAAAUGGCAAUUUUCAGGCUGUAUAUAGGUUCUUAAUCUGCUAGGUUUUUAUAUAUGCGAGAUUUUACUGUAGCUUUAAAUAAUGCCUAUAUAAGCGUUAUGUUUAAUUUUACGGAAGGAAAACCGGAGAACCCGAGAAAAAACCUUGGAAGGAAAGGAGAGAAUCAAGCAGAAGUUACCCGUAUUAAAGUAAACUCCUGCUCUCGACCUGCAGUAGCAGCUAGGUUAACCUCUGAAGGUAAUGGACAGUGCUUCAAAUCAAGCCUGGAUAAAUCAUAUGGGUAAACAUACUACCAUAUUUAGGGAGCAUCAGACUGGUAGCGGCGGACCAAAACGGUAACGACCCGCUAACAGUAUUUUAACCUUCCUAAGACUCGACACUACACAUAGUUAACAUAAGUUGAUUUCUUCAGUUAUUUAACUUCCGUAAAAGCAAGUCACAGUUUGUUUCAUGUUGUUUACGUAGGUAUUCAUGCGUGCUCGACCAGUCCACAAAAGCCAAAACAGCAAAAUAUUCACUGUGUUUAAAAAACUCAUUAAUAAUUCAGGAGGAAAACACAAAGAAAAUCUUAAGCGUGUCGUAUCUUUAUAUGUGAUAAAAAAUCAUGUUAAUUUACAUAAACUUUAGCUUUGAUUUUCUCGGUUUAGACAAAGUUUAUUUUAAAAAUUACUUCGGCAAUGAACUCAUAUAAGAUGAGUAGUUUUUUAAGCCAUUUAAAGCACUUGUAGUCGUGUUUUAUCACAUAUAAAACAUUCAGCUGCGCCUCACGUUUUAUAUCUGAUAAAACACUCCUACGCGUGCUUUAAAUAGUACAUAUCUAAUUUGAAUACGUGAACCUUUGUUUAAAAUGCUGAAGGAAGUUUAAGUUACAUGAAUGCCAUGCCAUUACGUCCAUUGCGUCAAGGCGGAAAUAUAAGAAAAUGUUUCACUUACAUAAAUAUUUUAUGACUUUCUUUCAUCCAAAAUACAAAACUGACAAAUGUAACUCCAAAUAUCGAUAACAUUUUUAUAUUUAUCAACAAUUCGACUACAUUUCAGUCAAGCGUCCUAGCUGUGCAAUUCAAAGCCAAAGUGGUUUGGUCCAAGCCCAACUUUGGCUUGCGUUUUUGUAGUGUAAACAAACUUUGCCUAACCUAGGCUAAAAAAUCUGGCCCACUACAAUAAUCAGCUGCAUGGCCACAGAAGUCCAAGUGCCUAUUUCAAAAGGAUACCCAUAAAUCCUGUAGUCAAUACCAUGUAACAAUCAGUAAUCUGUUAUAAAACGUGGAUCCGCAAUUGCAAAAUUUGCGUAAAAGGGGGAAAAUCGGAAAUAAAAAAAUAAAACUGCGAAUACAAAGUUACCCUGGGAAACAAGUUGCCUAAAACUUAGAUAUAGAACAUUCUAAUUUGCAUCAAUAAUUUCCGAUUUUUUAUUUGAACAGCUAACAACCAGACUGAAGCAAACCGAACAAGAGCUCAAGAAUCAGAAGGUUCAGAUUAAAGAUCUUCAAGCACGUCCUGUAGGAUCAUGGCGAUUACAACGAACAAAUGAGGUAUACUAACUUCCCCAAUGUCAAUGAAGUGACUUCGCUCAAAAUGUCGAAGUUUUCUUGUAUUUUUCAGGUAGUUGAAUCCCUAUCCAUGAACUAGAGGUGUGCAUCGGGUUGGACGUUUAUAAUCCGACAAUUGGCUAAUGUUUAAAAUCCGAUCUGAAAUUGUCUAAUCCGAAUCCGAUCCGAGUUGUGAUAAAGAAUUUCAAUCCGAUCCGGUCCGAAGAAUCCUUUAACAAAAUAAAUUUCUCAUUCAAGUUGAAAUAUUUAACCAAAUAAAUAUAAAAACAAGAAAUACAUGUCAAGAAGCUGACAAAGUGACGUCCAAUUGAAGUAUCAAACGAAAAAUGCAGCGACAACCGCGAUAAUGCUUUGAUAAAUGCAUGGCUAAUUAAUUCUUGCAAUAAUGCGUGGAUAAUUAAUUCAUUUUAUUUCGAAUAUCAAAGUCCGAUCCGUUCCGACUACGAAACAACUUUAUCAAUCCGAUCCGAAAUGUAUAUAUUUUGUUCCGAAAUCCGAACGAAUCCGAUCGGAUCGGCACACCUCUACCAUGAUUUUGGCACGACCUACGCUAGCACAGAUCGUUCGUGUUUAUAUCAAAGACUACAGUUAACCUCGUACCCAGGCUAUUUUCUCUCACACUCUGGUGCCACGGCUACCCUGGCGGGUACGAGGAUAGACUACAAUAUGUCUAUAGUACCACCGAAAAACGACCUUUUACACUUAAGUUAAACCACACAGACUGCAUGAUUUAUCUUAUCAUAUGUACAUUUAUUAUACUGUAAAGUUUAUUCUUAAGACAGCUGAAGCCAGAAAGGUGCAAGUAAGGAGUAGUACGGCGAAGAGACCAUUAAUUCUGCUAAUGUAAUUCUAUAAAUGGUCGGUGAUCAUGUAUUCCUGAUUGAAUUUUAUUGUUUUCAAAGAUAUUAGUAGCAAUGGCAAUUAAAGUGGCAAUGGCGAAACCUAUAGGCUGCUCAAUGCAAAUAUUAAAAGGUUCUUUGAACAACGUAUCAAAGUUUUCUUUCAUCAAAGCACGUGAAGAACACCUGUAUGAGGAUAAGUAUAAAUAUGUAGCACUGUGUAUAUUUGUUGUGUUAAGCAGCCCGUUUCUAAAGUCCGGAUGAUGGUCGUAAUAUAGAGGUUGGACCAAAUGGGCGUUUUCCAAGGACAGUGAUAUAUAUUUAUAUAGAUAUAUUUACACUUAUCCUCAUCAGACCUCAAAGUUGGAUUAAGUGGAGAUGACGACAGUGCAAUCACAGAAUCCUCAAUUAGUUAACCAGUCUAUACACUACUGGAAAAUUACUUUUCUCAUUUUUGCUUUUCUUUUUUUAUUCAGAUUCUUAAUCAACUUGAGAAGAUUCAAUUGCAUCGAACAACACCAACAUAUACCCAGAAGCUGCCCAUCAUUCUUCCUAAACACACACAGGCCAUUCUCAUUUCAGUUUAUUGUCAUUUCUGGAACAGCAAUGGUCAUGCAUAUUUGAAUUAUGUCACGUACCAGAAAGGCAACGACAACACAGCCGCUAAAGCAGAAGGCUAUAACACUCAUUACAGAGUUUAUGCCAACACAUUCCUGUAUGAACAAAUGAUUCCUUGGAACAGUACCCUUCCCAAUGAGUUGAUAUUCAAAGUGACAAAUUCCUAUCGUACUGGUGGUAAUAACAACUGGUAUCGUGUACGUUUGGUUGGUUAUAUGACCUCUUAAUAAAAUGGAACUUUCAGUAAAGUUUGGAUUAAAAACUCACUAGGGAUUUAGUAGUCAACUAGUUUGGGAUAAAAACACACUAAGGACUUUGUAGUUUAAGUCAUUACAAACUAAUAUUGAAAUAAUGAGAUAAUUCAAGGUAAAGGAUACAUGAAAACAUGUGAUUCCACAAGUAUUUUUGCAAAAAGUUAUAUAUCUUUCUUAAUAAAUUAGAAAAUCUCUUUUAAUGUAAAACAAUACUGAAUUAAAAUGUCAAUUUGGAAUAUGGUUGCUAUUGACACAAAAAGUAGGGAUACUCAUUAAAUGAAUAUUUUCUUGCCUAACCUUUCAUUAGUUUCAAGCACAACGUGCUAGGUGGACGGUGCGCGUUGUAGCUGCGAUAGAGUCUCACUCAUUCUUUCAAACAUUCUAGGUAAAAGUUCACGAUGAGUAUCACAACACUGAUCCACACAAGUGUUCAUGUCUUCCUGUAGUUUACUGGCUUCAGAUUGCGUUGUUUUGACGCUUACUCUAUCCUGAAUUUUAUCUUGACAUGAUUUAGCACAUCGCGAGAGACGAUCCUUGAGAACAGAAAGUAAAAUUAUGUUACUACUUAGGUAGAAGGUUUGAAAACUGCAGGAAAUGACA